This is a messenger RNA of Rhopilema esculentum, 2601 nucleotides long. The record is from RefSeq and is a predicted model, not a curated record. NCBI's taxonomy places the organism in Eukaryota, Metazoa, Cnidaria, Scyphozoa, Rhizostomeae, Rhizostomatidae.
GUAGUCUUCCAUUCUAACAUCUUCGAAAGAUUCCACAUCAGUCAUGGAGUUUGUGGCCUCCCCGCACAUUUCAUUCGUUGAAAUUUUAUCGUUUGCUUUAAUCGUUGUGGUGCUUUGGAGCUGUUUGAAGAUUUGCUGUUUGUGUUUGCUGUUAAGUUUUUGAAAAUCUCCCAUAUCUAUCAGCCAGUGUCCCCCUUUCUGUUUUCCAAAACGUGACUGCAGCUUUGCACAUAUCGUCCCUUGGGCUAAUCUAGCCCUUAUACCCAUUCGGUGGAGCAUGGUUUUGAAGGCUGAUCCAGUCAUGUGCUGGAAAUCUGUUUUAACGUCCGCCAGUGCCACGUAUUGAUUUCCAUCAAUUUCAAACAGAUCUCUGUCCAGAAUUUUGGUAGGUUCUAAAUAAAAAUAUUCUGGUUACAUGUAUAAAAAGGAAACUGGUUGCAAGAAAACUGAUUACAAGAAAACUGAUUACAAAAUGCAAUCGUGUUGAAAAAAUCUUGUUGCAAAAGUAUAUGUUUCGACCAUCAAUCUGUGAGAAAACAUCCUUUCUAUUGUAAAUAAUCAACGAUAAGGAAACAACUUGCCAUGAAAAUUUGAAUCCAUGUCGUUCUUCGACGAGUGACAAUUGUUUGAUCCUGCAGGAAAAAUAUGCUGAUUCAAUAAAAGGAAAUUAUGAUGUUUUGCUACAAAUACUGUUUUCUACACUAUCACCCCUUCUCUGUUUUAAAUUCAGCGUUUAAAAAAUAAUUUUUAGCGCGCAAAUUUUUCUUUGUCCUGAGAACAAUACGGCUAAGGAGGUGGGUACCUAUCUGGCAAGAGGGGGUUCAUUUCGAGGGAAGGGUUAUUCGGAGAAGGUAUCUUUUUCACAGGUGAGGAUCUCAAGCAAUUAAGAAUUCACGGUAAGAGCUACUUCCUCAAAGUAUUGUUUCGUGUUUUGAUGUUUUCGUUUGUUCUUAUUCGAAUCACGUCAUAACUGUCAACCAUCGAACGAACUGUUAGUCGCACGUGGAGUUGACUUCGAGCAGCUUCUCUUCGACCCGUCGAUUCGUCGAUAUUGCUUGGUAUCCAAAUAUAUUGAAAAUGGAAGAUAUUGCAGAAACGGUCCUAGUUUUUCAAAGGAUUUUGGCCAAUUUGGUCGAAAUCCAGCGGAUUCCGGUGGCCGAGGAGCUGAUGUCUGAAAUUCUCGGGAUAUCUCUGGAGACCGAAAAUAAAUUGCAAGAGGUGUGUCGUCGUGUUGAUUUCCCCUACAGAUUUCAAGAGGAACCUCGUAUUCGAUACAAUGUUUCUUUGCCAGGUCCUGAAAGGAAGAAGAAGCGUGCAGAAACAUCUGCUGCACAAGGUGAGUAUAGGGCCGUCUAUGAACAAGGUGAGUCAUCCACUUCCAUAGAGGGUCCUAGUAAUGCUGAAGAUGUAGCUACUUUGGGUGAAAUUUCUCUUGAUGUUGAUUUGCAGGAGGAGCUCGAAGUCACACAGACUGAGGGCCUCAUUAAUAGUUUUACUCUUGAUGAGAGCAGUCAGGAUGUUGGAUCAGAGCAACUGCUUGCAAAUCUGCAGAUUGAGGGAUCCAUUCAAAGUGCUUCAUCUGAAGCUUCGUUUCCUGCUACGCAAUCAGGCUGCAAGGGGGCGCGCUCAGCUUUCAUUGGGCAUCAUUCCAGCAACCAAUCUAGGUAUGAGGAUUUGUUGACGCAUUCAGCAUUUCCUGAUGGUGAUUGCAAGCACGUGCGAACAUUUGUUGGCAAUAACAGUUCAUAUGUACUGCCUCCUCCUUCUUCUAAGGACAAUAUUUUUCAAUUGGACCUACCAUACUAUGGGUGUGCGGAUGUCGUCCUGAUUCCGGAAGGGAUUGACCUCUCCAAUCACUCAUGGGAUGAAGAAAACAACGCCGAGUUGGACGUGCUCAUAGCUGCGUUGAACUAUUCCCAUGCUGUCCGAAAUAGGAUCUUUUGGCAAGUGGGUAGGUUUCUUGUGCACUCAUCCUCCUGUUUGGGAACGUCCAGAGAUGAAGUUGCACUUCGCUUAGGCAAAAGGGUGUUUCAGAAGAGGCAAGAGGAGUACGAGCAAUUGUUGCGUUCCUGUGGCUGCAACAUGUGCUUACGGGCUGUUCCGGGACCUCACUCUCGAGGCAAUCAUUGCUGUCAGGUAGACUCACGUGCACGCCUCAUCAACAUUAGGUAUGCGAAUACGAGCACUCGCUCUUUGCAGCGCAUGCUUAGGUUGGCGGAGGGACUUGGACCUACCCCUGAUUUGCUGCGCUUUUUUAACGUAACUUUGCCUAUAGGUUUUUUUGCGACAGCAGUGGAGGACUGCCUCCCUGCUUGUCUCAAAAACAUAGCUAUUGGGUCCUUCUUGGAUGUCCCCAGCUAUUUAUUGUAUGACUUCCCAUUGGUAGAAGACGGUCGGUGGGUAAAAGUUCCACUUGAUGUGUGCUUCUUUCCAGAUGCGGAUGGCAUAACCAUAGAUAGGUACGAGAGAAACGAUUUUGUUGCUGUGUUUAGCGCUCCAUCUGUGCGGUUUCGACUUGAGGGACUGGAUGCUCCCGAAAUGGAUACGUCUGUCAAGUAUACGGAAGGAGCAAGUGGUCAGCAUGAUCUCUGUUGGGAUUGU